AUGUUCUUAAUACUCUUUGCCCCUGUACUUGCUUCUUCGUUAAAAGAUAAGAUCACCACACAUGAAGUCACUUUACCUGCCAACCUUUUAGGUGGUGAAUCCAAUUGGCGUAUUUACACAAUUUCUCAACUUUCUUCCAAUACAAACAAUAUACUUCGAAUAGAUACUUUCAAUGAGUAUUCAGUUAGAGGCUUGUACACCAAGCCCGAUGGUUCUUAUGGUGUUCUUUUAUGGAACACAAACACUUCACUGAUUUAUUUCAGAAAAGUUGAUGAAACAGGAAAAGAAGUGUACACCAAACAUCUUGAGCUUCAACAACAAUGGAUCCCUUCAAGUGUUCUUGCUGAGUCAGAUAAAGGUUAUGGAAUUGGUGACAGUCGUGUAAAUUAUGGAGAUGGGAAGUUCCACAUAUACACGCACGUCCACAGCGAUCCAACAGAAGACAGCAAACAAGGACACGAAGGAGAUGCUCUUUUCACAGUGACAGACGACGGUGAAGUAGAAAAAGUGUGGCCAUGGGGAUGCAGUCAUAUGAUGUCUGGUUUACAGGGUUGGAAUAAUAAGACCAAAACAAUGAUUCAUGUUUGUGACUUUGAUUCAUAUCCAGGACUUGGUAUUUUUGCAGAGAAUUCAGACCAGUAUACUCUUUAUCAACAUGCGGCCAAUAGAGGUGGAUGUACAGCCGGGUAA
This is a messenger RNA of Entamoeba invadens IP1, 690 nucleotides long. RefSeq lists its product as hypothetical. The record is from RefSeq and is a predicted model, not a curated record. Bases 1 to 690 code for a protein of 229 amino acids. The transcript is spliced from 2 exons. Lineage: Eukaryota; Evosea; Mastigamoebida; Endamoebidae.